Molecule: messenger RNA, 1809 nt
Organism: Cladocopium goreaui
Lineage: Eukaryota; Dinophyceae; Suessiales; Symbiodiniaceae
Source: the annotation of a GenBank genome assembly
AUGCCUUGCAGCCGAAAGUGCUUGGUGUUGCUGACCCUGGCCCUGACGAGUCGCGCAGAGGACGCUGCUGGUCAUUUGCGAGGCCCUUCGAAAGAGGAUGCCCCUGUGACCCCUUCGGCCCCUGCUGCCCCUGGGCUGGCUGAGUUGAUUGAGUUGCCGGAUGCGAGCGGGUUGCCAGACACCCCAGGGCCAUACAAAGAAGUGCCAAGUGAUGCUGAUGCCGGAAAGCCAACAGCUGCUGUGAAGGAAUGGAGGUCCAAAGUUCCCAAUGCCACUCAUGGCAGUUUGGGCAGCUUGGUCUCGUUGCAAGCUUGGCAGGAUUAUCAGUUCUGCAAUGUUCACCAGACAGGUUUCUUCUGCGAUGGCCUCACUCGCGUUCGUUGCUGCAACUUGGAGGAUCGCUAUGCCAAGUGUGGUUCAACGACAAACUCAAGCACUUGCGGAGCUGAGAAGCCAGAGAAGUCUGAGCAGCCCAAGCAGCCUGAGUCUUCCAAGCAGAAGUGGUGGCCUUUUGGUCGGGCUGGCAUGUCAGCAGCUAUUGCCAAUCGCAUCAUGUCGUGUGUCGCCAUGCCUUGCAGCCGAAAGUGCUUGGUGUUGCUGACCCUGGCCCUGACGAGUCGCGCAGAGGACGCUGCUGGUCAUUUGCGAGGCCCUUCGAAAGAGGAUGCCCCUGCGACCCCUUCGGCCCCUGCUGCCCCUGGGCUGGCUGAGUUGAUUGAGUUGCCGGAUGCGAGCGGGUUGCCAGACACCCCAGGCCCAUACAAAGAAGUGCCAAGUGAUGCUGAUGCCGGAAAGCCAACAGCUGCUGUGAAGGAAUGGAGGUCCAAAGUUCCCAAUGCCACUCAUGGCAGUUUGGGCAGCUUGGUCUCGUUGCAAGCUUGGCAGGAUUAUCAGUUCUGCAAUGUUCACCAGACAGGUUUCUUCUGCGAUGGCCUCACUCGCAUUCGUUGCUGCAAGUUGGAGGAUGGCUAUGCCAAGUGUGGUUCAGCGGCAAACUCAAGCACUUGCGGAGCUGAGAAGCCAGAGAAGUCUGAGCAGCCUAAGCAGCCUGAGUCUUCCAAGCAGAAGGCCCUUUGGUUUUAUCCUCCAGCUGGGUACCCUGCAUAUCCCGGAUAUCCCGGUGGCAGCGGUGGCUGGCACAUUCACCAGGGCUGGCAUGUCAGUGAACCUGGGAGAAGGAUGGAGAAGGAACAUGUUCGCAAGAAAGCAUGCUUGGUGUUGCUGACCCUGGCCCUGACGAGUCGUGCAGAGGACGCUGCUGGUCAUUUGCGAGGGCCAUACAAAGAAGUGCCAAGUGAUGCUGAUGCCGGAAAGCCAACAGCUGCUGUGAAGGAAUGGAGGUCCAAAGUUCCCAAUGCCACUCAUGGCAGUUUGGGCAGCUUGGUCUCGUUGCAAGCUUGGCAGGAUUAUCAGUUCUGCAAUGUUCACCAGACAGGUUUCUUCUGCGAUGGCCUCACUCGCAUUCGUUGCUGCAAGUUGGAGGAUGGCUAUGCCAAGUGUGGUUCAGCGGCAAACUCAAGCACUUGCGGAGCUGAGAAGCCAGAGAAGUCUGAGCAGCCUAAGCAGCCUGAGUCUUCCAAGCAGAAGGCCCUUUGGUUUUAUCCUCCAGCUGGGUACCCUGCAUAUCCCGGAUAUCCCGGUGGCAGCGGUGGCUGGCACAUUCACCAGGGCUGGCAUGUCAGCAGCUAUUGCCAAUCGCAUCAUGUGGGCUCCUUUUGUCGCAGUCACAGUAUUAUCCACUGCUGCAACGAUUUUGGGCACUAUGUAGAGUGCAACUCUGCAUUCUCUGAUAGCGGCCGCUGGUGUUAG